Messenger RNA from Aspergillus candidus, 1990 nucleotides. RefSeq lists its product as uncharacterized. The transcript has 4 exons. Lineage: Eukaryota; Fungi; Ascomycota; Eurotiomycetes; Eurotiales; Aspergillaceae. Gene Ontology annotation, molecular function: protein kinase activity; ATP binding. Bases 399 to 1886 code for a protein of 495 amino acids. Gene Ontology annotation, biological process: protein phosphorylation. The record is from RefSeq and is a predicted model, not a curated record.
ACUACGAUGCUUCCGGUCUAAUCUGUUCUGGACCUCCAUCCAUUUCUCGACCCCUCUCAUCCAACCUUGGCCGCGUGUUGCUGCAGCCCCACGGACUGACUUGACUUUCUCUCUCUCUCUCUCUCUCUCCUCACACACUCGCGCUCUUCUCUCUUUGUUCACCCAUUUCUGAUCCCUCUUUCUGCCUUCUACGCCUCCUCUUUCUUUUCUUUUUCUUCUUUCCUGUUUUGAUCGUUCUUUGCUUUUUUCUUGACUUUCUUUGUUCCGCUAUAAAAACCCACCUCCUUUUCUUCCCCCCCCCUCUUUUCAAAGUGUCUUCCUCAAAGACCGCCGAUCUGGCUACUUUGGCUGACCCCAACGAGUUGUUUUUGCCGGGUGAGAGGCAAAACAAUCUCGCCAUGUCAUCCUCACCCUCCGUUCCCCUCCUCAAGCCACCCGUCCCGGGCAAUCGCUCGCACAAUGGUAGCCCUCGUGCCCCCAAACUCACCCUGGGCAUUCCUCCCUCCCCCAACGCUCGUCCCGGCCCCGGCAAUGGCGUCCCCGUGGCCGCUCCCGUCCCCGACGGCCCUCCCCAGCUGCAGCUCCCCGUGAACUCCCGUCCAGCGCCGCCGCAGCUCCGACUCGCGACGCCCAUGGGGAGCAGUAAGGACGUCUCCCAGGUCGCCAACGGUCGCCCGCCCCCGCUCUCUCUCGCCACCUCGGGGUUGAACGAACCCAAUGGUCAAUCGCGGUCGGGCAGUGGCCCCGCCUCGGCUUCGUCCUCCAACUACUCCGCCCUGUCGUUCGCCAUGGGUCUCCGACAACCCCGCGGCAGCACCCCCGAUCCGUCGUCCGCCAUCAGUUCCGUCUACUCGGACCGCGAGGCCACCGCCCCGAUGGAGCGGGAGAAUAGCGUCACCGCGCUGAUCCCCGAUCUGGACAAGUUGAGCUUGGAGAAGGGCAGGCCCCUGGAUCCGGAUGACCUGGACGAUGAAGGCUGGCUGGCUGCCAGCGAGCAGAAGAAGAUCGUGGAGUUGGGUAGCUUGGGCGAAGGCGCCGGCGGAGCCGUCACCCGAUGCAAGUUGAAGGAUGGGAAGACCGUGUUUGCUUUGAAGAUCAUCACGACCGAUCCCAAUCCGGAUGUGAAGAAGCAGAUCGUUCGAGAACUGAACUUCAACAAGGACUGUGCCUCGGAUCACAUCUGCAAAUACUACGGAGCGUUCAUGGACAAGUCGACCGGGACCAUCUCGAUUGCGAUGGAAUUUUGCGAAGGUGGUAGUCUGGACAGUAUCUACAAGGAAGUCAAAAAGCUUGGCGGUCGGACGGGCGAGAAGGUACUAGGCAAGGUCGCGGAGGGCGUGUUGAACGGGUUGACGUAUCUCCACAGCCGGAAAAUCAUCCAUCGAGAUAUCAAACCAUCGAACAUCCUCCUGUGUCGCGAUGGUCAGGUGAAAUUGUGCGAUUUCGGAGUGAGUGGCGAGUUCGGCACCAAAGGUGACGCCAACACGUUUAUCGGCACGUCCUACUACAUGGCCCCCGAACGGAUCACCGGGCAGUCGUACACCAUCACCUCCGACGUCUGGUCCCUCGGCGUGACCCUGCUGGAGGUCGCGCAACAUCGCUUCCCUUUCCCGGCCGACGGGACCGAAAUGCAGCCGCGUGCCGGUCUGAUCGACCUGCUGACCUAUAUCGUGCGACAACCGAUUCCGAAGCUGAAAGACGAAGAAGAUCAUGGGAUCCGUUGGUCCAGUAAUUUCAAGUACUUUAUUGAAUGCUGUCUCGAGAAAGAGCCUCCACGGAGAGCGACCCCCUGGCGGAUGCUGGAACAUCCCUGGGUGCUGGACAUGAAGAACAAGAAAGUCAACAUGGCCAACUUUUUGCGGCAGGUGUGGGGGUGGAAUGAAUAAAACCGCCCCGUGCAUCCGGCCGAUAUCAUUUUCAGCGCCUUCUUUCUUCUGCCCCGUCUCUUUUUGUUCUCUUUUUACCACCACCGUCACCCCUAAUGCCUUGC